Podarcis muralis (Common wall lizard) is the source of this 8579-nucleotide messenger RNA. It is a transcript of the gene ANKFY1, whose product is annotated as ankyrin repeat and FYVE domain containing 1. Gene Ontology annotation, molecular function: metal ion binding; protein binding. Lineage: Eukaryota; Metazoa; Chordata; Lepidosauria; Squamata; Lacertidae. The record is from RefSeq and is a predicted model, not a curated record.
CUCCCCGACCACCCCGCUCUAUCUCGCCCCUCCUCCUCCCGCUCUCACUUCAGAUCUCGCGAGAGCUCCGAGGCAGCGGCCCAGGGCCAACAUGGCGGAAGAAGAGGUGGCCAAACUGGAAAAACAUCUGAUGCUUCUCCGUCAGGAAUAUGUCAAGUUGCAGAAGAAGCUGACUGAGACGGAGAGGAAAUGCACUCUCUUGGCCGCUCAGUCUAACAAGGAGAGUGCCAGUGACUCCUUCAUCAGUCGGCUGCUUGCCAUCGUAGCAGAGUUGUAUGAGCAGGAGCAAUACAGUGACCUGAAGAUAAAGGUUGGAGACAGGCGCAUCAGCGCUCACAAAUUUGUAUUGGCAGCUCGCAGCGAGACUUGGAGCCUGGCCAACCUGGUGUCUACGGAGGAGCUGGAUCUGUCAGAUGCUGACCCGGCCGUGACAACGGCGAUGUUGCGUUGGAUCUAUACAGAUGAGCUGGAGCUGAGAGAAGAUGACGUGUUCCUGACCGAGCUGAUGAAACUGGCAAACAGGUUUCAGCUACAGCUCCUCAGGGAAAGGUGUGAAAAAGGAGUCAUGUCACUUGUGAACGUCAGAAACUGCAUCCGCUUCUAUCAAACAGCUGAGGAGCUGAAUGCCAGCACUUUGAUGAACUACUGUGCAGAGAUAAUUGCUAGUCAUUGGGAUGAUUUGAGGAAAGAAGACUUUGGCAGUAUGAGUGCUCAGCUAUUGUAUAAAAUGAUCAAAUCCAAAACAGAGUUUCCUUUGCACAAAGCUAUUAAAGUGGAGAGAGAAGACGUCGUUUUCCUGUAUCUUAUUGAAAUGGAUUCGCAGCUGCCUGGGAAGCUAAACGAAGUAGAUCACAACGGAGAUCUUGCUUUAGAUCUGGCACUUUCUCGAAGACUGGAAAGCAUUGCAACCACCCUGGUUAACCACAAGGCAGAUGUGGACAUGGUGGACAAGAAAGGCUGGAGCUUGCUGCAUAAAGCUAUUCAAAGGGGAGAUAAAUUUGCUGCUAGCUUCCUUGUUAAAAACGGUGCCCGGGUGAAUGCUGCAACCUUGGGAGACCAGGAGACUCCCUUGCACCUCGUGGCCUCCUACAGCCCCAAGAAGCACAAGCCGGACAUCAUGGCAGAGAUGGCACAGAUAGCAGAGUCCCUCUUGAAGGCAGGAGCCAAUCCGAACAUGCAGGACAGCAAAGGAAGGACUCCACUGCAUGCCUCCAUCGUUGUGAGAAAUGACCCAGUAUUCAGCCAGCUGCUCCAGUGCAAGCAACUCGAUUUGGAACUGAAGGAUCAUGAAGGAAGCACUGCUUUGUGGCUGGCUGUUCAGUAUAUCACGGUGUCUUCUGACCCGUCCGUCAACCCCUUUGAGGAUGUCCUGGUGGAAAACGGCACUUCCUUUGAUGAGAACAGCUUUGCAGCCAGGCUCAUCCAGCGGGGCAGCAAUACGGACGCUCCCGACACAGCGACCGGAAACUGCUUGCUGCAAAGAGCAGCAGGGGCAGAAAACGAGGCUGCCGCUCUGUUCCUGGCAACUCAUGGGGCCAAAGUUAACCACCGGAAUAAAGCGGGGGAGACCCCGCUGCACACAGCUUGCCGGCAUGGCCUAGCCAACCUCACGGCAGAGUUGCUGCAGCAAGGAGCAAAUCCUAAUAUCCAGACGGAGAAAGCCAUGCCUGCCCAGAAGGGGACAGCGACGCCCAGCACGGCAGAUAACGUCAGCCUGCAAACUCCUCUUCACAUGGCAAUAGCUUAUAACCACCCGGAUGUGGUGUCCGUCAUACUGGAGCAAAAAGCAAAUGCCCUUCAUGCUACCAACAAUCUGCAGAUCAUUCCUGACUUCAGUCUCAAGGACUCCAGAGACCAAACAGUCCUGGGAUUAGCUUUAUGGACAGGAAUGCACACUAUUGCUGCUCAGCUGCUUGGCUCUGGGGCCUCCAUCAAUGACACGAUGUCAGACGGGCAGACUCUGCUGCACAUGGCAAUACAGAGGCAGGACAGCAAGAGCGCCCUCUUCCUCUUGGAGCACCAGGCAGAUAUCAGCGUCAGGACUCAGGAUGGGGAGACGGCCCUCCAGCUGGCCAUCAAAAACCAGCUCCCUCUUGUGGUCGAUGCUAUCUGCACUCGGGGAGCAGACAUGUCUGUGCCAGACGAUAGAGGGAACCCUCCGCUCUGGCUCGCUCUGGAAAACAACCUGGAAGAUAUUGCUUCGACUCUGGUGAGACACGGUUGCGAUGCAACGUGUUGGGGUCCAGGACCGGGAGGCUGCUCACAGACUCUGCUGCACAGGGCCAUCGAUGAGAACAGCGAGCAGAUCUCCUGCUUCCUUAUCCGCAGCGGCUGCGACGUCAACAGCCCGAGGCAGCCAGGGGCCAACGGCGAGGGCGAUGAGGAAGCCCGCGAUGGACAGACGCCCUUGCACUUGGCGGCUUGUUGGGGCCUUGAAGAAACAGUGCAGUGCCUUCUAGAGUUUGGAGCCAAUGUAAAUGCACAGGAUGCAGAAGGGAGAACGCCCAUCCACGUUGCCAUUAUCAACCAGCACGGUGUCAUUAUCCAGCUGAUGAUCUCGCACCCGGAAAUCCAGCUCGGCAUACGGGACCGGCAAGGCAUGACCCCUUUCGCCUGCGCCAUGACGUACAAGAACAACAAGGCAGCAGAGGCGAUCCUGAAGCGGGAACCGGGAGCGGCCGAGCAGGUGGACAACAAAGGCCGGAACUUCCUCCACGUGGCCGUUCAGAGUUCCGAUAUUGAGAGCGUGCUCUUCUUGAUCAGUGUCCAGGCAAACGUCAAUUCCAGGGUCCAGGACGCCUCCAAGCUAACUCCGUUGCAUCUUGCCGUGCAGGCUGGCUCUGAAAUCAUUGUGCGUAACCUGCUGCUUGCGGGCGCCAAAGUCAACGAGCUGAACAAGCACCGCCAGACAGCCCUCCAUCUCGCUGCCCAGCAAGACCUUCCCACCAUUUGCUCGGUUCUCCUGGAGAACGGAGUGGACUUUGCAGCUGUGGAUGAAAACGGGAACAACGCCCUGCACCUGGCAGUGAUGCAGGGACGUCUGACUAACAUCCGGGCCCUCCUGACAGAGUGCACUGUGGACGCAGAAGCUUUUAACCUCAGGGGUCAGUCCCCGAUGCACAUCCUGGGGCAAUACGGGAAGGACAAUGCGGCAGCCAUCUUUGACCUCUUCCUGGAAUGUAUGCCAGAGUAUCCUCUCGACAAGCCAGACGCUGAAGGGAACACCGUGCUUCUCUUGGCCUACAUGAAGGGAAACGCCAACUUGUGCCGGGCCAUUGUGAGAGCCGGCGCUCGCCUGGGCGUCAACAACAACCAAGGCGUCAACAUCUUCAACUAUCAAGUUGCAACCAAACAGCUUCUCUUCCGGCUGCUGGACAUGCUGUCCAAAGAACCCCCCUGGUGCGACGGCUCCAAUUGCUACGAAUGCAGCGCCAAGUUUGGGGUCACGACAAGGAAGCAUCACUGCCGGCACUGCGGGCGCCUUCUCUGCCACAAGUGCUCAACCAAGGAGAUCCCCAUCAUCAAAUUCGACUUGAACAAGCCUGUCCGGGUCUGCAACAUCUGCUUUGACGUCUUGACUCUGGGCGGAGUUUCCUAGUUCCCCUACGCAAAGGAGAGUGACUCCAGGGCCACGCCCCUCCUUCCUCCUUGCAAACCGCCUAUCGCAGGGAUGUGGGUUGCAGUGUGCGGGGGGGGGGGCACCUAUUUUGUCUUCCUGUUAACGGCCGAAACUGAUUGACUUAAGGGACCACGCAAACACUAUAUUCCAGUAUAAAUGGGUUUUGUACGAAUGUUAACGCUAGAAAACUGGAUCGGGAACAACUUGGAACUCUUGCAAAGUUGGUGCGAGAACAAAUGUGAACUGAGUGAGAGGCCCUCUCCUUACUCUGGCGCGGGGCAGAGAAAAUGAAAAUUUUGCAUUUGUGGAUCAUGUAACAUAGCAGGCCUGUGCAAAUGGCUGCCGAGCUGUGAGCAGGGCUGCUUCGAAGCCCAAUCACAUUGUGGGGUGCGGGAGGGGUGGGUGUUUGAAUAUUGUGAGCACUUAACAAAUUCCUGGGUAACUCUGUGUGAUGACCAGCCCCUCUUGUUACCUUCCUGGAGAGAAGGUUCUGGUUCCCUCGCUGGCUUUUGUCCUAAAAUGGGCAACUGUGCUAUGCACAGUGAGUGUUCCCUCCCAGAAGAAGCUGCUGUCUUCAAAACAGGGUUUUGUCGUUUAAAUGCAUUUGCUGAAGAAUUCCUUUGUGUGGCCUUACGACAGAAGCUUUACAGUUUCUCCUGCUUGAACAGGAGCUGCAACGGCAGCUCCCAUGCUGUCAGAACGUCGAUAUCUUCCCUUCCCAAUCUGCUCUCUUCCAUGUUAAAAAUAAAAAUUAAAAAAUAGGCAGGAGGAGGAGGAGGAGGACAGACAGAAAGAGAAAGUGAGCUUCGUUACCAAAUUAAAGGCUCCUGGAAGGGAGGAAAAGCUGCUGGCUGGCCCUUUCAGCACAUAUCGAUAACUUUGCAAAUAGUCAUAUGUUUACAGCAGUUUUUGCCAAGCUGGUGCCCGCCAGAUGUUCUGGGCUCCCAUCAGCCCCAGACAACGCAAGUCCAGAUCAUCCGAAGGGCAGCAGCUGGGCAAAGGCUGGUUUACAGCGAUGUUGGAAGGAAGGUCCAGCGGUUUGGACUAGCUCAGCGUUGGGGAACACAGUGUAGGAGCUAGCACAGAGCAUCUGGAUUCGGCUAGUUGCUUUGAUGGACAGGGUGGGACAAGGCAGGGGUGACGGUGGCACAGAGCCUGAUGUGAGGGUGAUGAUCCAGUGGGAGCUGAUCGCAAAGGCAGCCGUGUCCUAGCUGCACCUCUGCUGACCACCCAGAGUUCCCAGCUGUCGUGGUUUUUUCCCUGAGGCCUUCUCCGUUUAAGAUGCUGUUAGUGACUUGGCCCUCUUGAGGAGCUCUGCAUCCAAGCUGCGCUCGCCAAGAUCACUGCAGCUCCAAUGCUAGGCCAGUAUCACCUGGCCUUAACUGGUUUUCUUUUUUUACACACACACACACACACACACAUUUUCUCCACGACGGCUAACUUUGUCCAUUGGGUCCGCUUCUUCCAAAGGAGCACAAGGGGGUCCCUGCGAAAGCAGGCCCUGACGCUGAAGAGGCUGUUUGGGUGCGACUCUGAUACAGCAAGCAAGAAGACGCCCCACGUGCUCCGACGUAAAGCUCUUUGCCUUCUUAGAAACACAACAAAGUCCUGGGAGGUGGACGUGGCAAAGUCUUCUGUCGCUGCUCCAGAACGAAUCGGUUGGGAUGUGUGUCUCUUAACCUUAGUAACCACUACUACUUUUUCAUUCUGUGUACAUAUAUAUAUAUAUAAGGGGGAGAGGAAAAUAUCAUUUAUAACGCCAGAUCUCAUUUUCUUUCUUCCCCUCUGCCCCCCCCUUCUAGAAUACUAAUGUGUCAUCCCCUACUUACAUAUGUUCGUGUGUAAAAAGACCUGAAAAACCACAGUGCUACUUUUUUAUAGGAUAAUAACAGCUUUAUAUGUUCAGUAAAAUCCUGGGCUAUGUGCAGUAAAAGACAACUUGGGUGGGGGGAAUCUCUGAAGACUGAUGCUAAAAACCAUACAUUUCAAGUGGGGUUAGCCCUUCUGACCUCUGUCAGGGGAAGAACUGGAACUCCAAUCCUCUUCAGUUAUGUGUGGGUUUACUGUGUUUUCCGCACCAUCACUUUGUGGGGAGAAUUCCUGCUCGUCUCUGCUCUUCUCUUCCUGCCCCCAGUCCUCUGCUCCAAAAUAAUCUGUCUCAACACCUUCUUGACCUGCCUUUGUCUCUCUGCCCCUGAGGAAUAAGUCAUUUAGGAAGGGGUGACUUUUUCACAAAAGGCUUGUUCCAGAGGAGCGCCGGGGAGGGAAAAAGCAGCAGUGGGACAGUAGCAUUUCACCUGGGAACGGUCUCUUGACACGUCAGGUGGUCACUUCAAGGCCAGUUUAACACUGCACAGGUGCUGGUGAUGGAGCUCGGUCAUGCACCAUGAAUCCGAUCCUCUCUUAAAAGUUUCCCUUUCUAGAUUCACAGGCAUUUCUCUGAACUGGCAUCAUGUGUGUGACUAACCCAAAAAAGCAGAGUAGCGCCCCUUCUGGGUUGUUAGCAUUUGAGCAAAUGAUCCACUGCAAAAGCUGCCUGUGCACACAGCCCCACAGAGCCUGGAAACUGAGAAUGGGGGUGUUUCCAGGAAGGCAGUGCAUUUUGGGGUUCUAGGUGGACUUCGUCGGGUUGCACAAAACUAAUCACUGUAAAGCACUUUUAAUAAAAGUUUUUAAGCCUGAGUCUGCAUGACUGGCCUGAAGAUUGUGUUACCAGGGGAGAAAUCCACCAUAGCCUGUGAAUUGGCUGGAAGAGGCUGCAGCAGGAAUUAGUUCUCCUAGCCUAAGCCUCCUUGUUUCAAACUCCCUUGCAAGGAGAGAAAUGGAUCUUCAGAGAGGAUUCCAACGUCCACCAAAUCUCAUUCUGCUGUAGCUUGCACUGUCAUUUGAUCAGUUGACUUGCUGUGAAAUGGAACCCAAAAUUUUUUGCUGGGGCUUCUGAGUUUGAAAUUCUGAUCUGUAUUUCCCAGUUCGACAAGUGAGGUGAACUUUUAUUACCCGUUCUUGUGGAAGGCUUACUGGCUGCCUGUUACUCCCUGUCUUGGGACUUAAAAACAUGAUCCCUGUUAAAUGUCUGUUUUGUGUUCUGAAGAUGCAUUAACAAAAAUGUGAGGAUUGUAUACAGCUGGGGCUGAGGAGUUCUAGGAGAGUUCCAAAUCGACUUCCAGCAGUGGACUUCCUUUAGUCUAUGCCAAUCCCCCAGCUAGAGCAGGUGUUUGAAACUCGAGGGUAUCUGCACGGUUUGGGGGGCUGGCACUCCAGAAACACUUCUGGUGUUCUGGUGAUAGCUGCCUCUUUGUUAGACCUUUUCAGGGCAAACAUGACUUGCUGAUUUUUCAGACCUACAAGGCUUUUUAGCUUCCCAUCUCGAGAAGGCAAAAUGCAGGAUGCAGGAAAUCCAAACUCCUUCCAAAGCAAUCCAUAGUGACCAAAGCAGAGUUGGGGAGUGUGUGCAUUGAGGAUGCAGAAUGCCUGUUCUUAGCUCCGUGUACCCAACAUCAGCCCACAGCUGUUUUCCCUGUCCUCCUUUCCUUUCUGUUCUGCAUUUUAGGCAGAGGUGUUGAAUGUGACUUGCACUGUGAACUCAGUAGAAGGGAAACCCUUCACUUUUGGUCAGUACCCUUCCAAGUUGUCUUUAAAAAAUAAAAUCUGCAACAGUAGAAGCCGUUGCCCGGUGCCUGAUCAUGGGGAACUUGCCUUUUUGUAAAGUAACUCAACUAACGUUGCUGAAAGAUGACUGAGAUGUCACCAACACAAGAUGAUACUCUGUCAAAGUCCCUUGGCUGCAGCUGCUGUGCUCCCUGGCUUUCUAUUGGGGGGUGGGGAGGUGGGGAAGAGGCCCGGUUUUGGGCAACAAACCACCAUUCCUUUCUUCUAGAAGGUCUCUGUGAACUCCUCUGCUUUCAUCCUGCAAAGCUCAUCAUCGACUAGGCCAAACGCAUUCUCUCUCUUCCCAGGUUUUUUGCACAAGGAAAAUGAGCAACGACAGGAAGUUCACUCUGCUCCUGAUAGCUGGUGGGCUGUGUCCUUCCUACAGGCCUGAUGUGAGUCUGGGUCAAACCAGGCUCAUGGGGCCUUAGAUGCUGCCUGUAUCGUCAUGAAUUGCCACAUUCCAAUAAAAUGUGCUUGUUUGGCAAACCCAGCCAUGCUCAGUCAUGAGGCUGGCCUCUUGACCAUUAACCAGCAGGGAUCACACCUUGUUUUCUUUUUUAGAAGGCAGAAAAUCCAAAGGGCUGCUGCUCAGGAUACCCACCCAUCCAAAACAUCGCUUCUCCAAAACCUAUCUCACGAGUAGAGAUUUGGUCUAACUUAACAUUUUUGUUGUCUAGCAAGUUGCUUUAUUUGGCAGGGCAUUAAUCAAGGACUAGUUUUUGUCUUGGAAAAAGGGGUAAGAGAAUGCAAUAGUGUUGCCUGUGCAAUGGGCAUGCAUUUCGAACUGAACAUUGAGGAAUCUUCCUUCCUCUGACCACCAUACAAACGGCAGUUGAGGUUUUACACCAGUCUGCUGAACUCACUUCAGAGAGCAGGCAAGGGAAUGCUCCUUCAUAUACAAAAGAAAGGCAGGGAGGUUAAUUUAUUUUUCUUUCGUAUAUAGGUCAGCAGUCUUAUCAUACAAGCCCAAAUCUGUCUGAAGUGGUACAGCACCCCUACCCACACCACAGGUUAGCUGACCACUGCAACUGCUGUCCUGAGAACUGAGAGCCCUCAACUCUAGAAUGGACACUUCUAUAGUCUCCUUGUCCCUCCUGGAAGCUGCCUGGAGUUACUGCAGUAAACCAACACCUUUUGCAUGUGAAGGUAAUGGGCCUGGAUGGGCUGGCUAAGAAAGGAUCUGAGUCUUUGGGAAAUCACUGGUUCUUAUUAUUACUUUGCAACGUUUCCUCAAGUCUUUGUAAAGCGAUGUAUUUUUUCAAUAUUUAUAUGCCUGUGUAAUUUCUUGUAAUAAAGAAACCUAAUUGAA